Molecule: messenger RNA, 236 nt
Organism: Didymodactylos carnosus
Lineage: Eukaryota; Metazoa; Rotifera; Eurotatoria; Philodinida; Philodinidae
Source: the annotation of a GenBank genome assembly
AUGUCAAGUCGACCGCCGCCUAAUAUUCCACCUAAUAUUCCACCAACAAGAGAUCGAGCAGUUGCUGAUAUUAUGUAUCGUUGUUUACAAAUGGAUCCACAUCGACGUCCCGACCGAGUUUCGAAUAAUAACGCGCAAGAAGCUGCGAGUAUGUAAAAAUAAAACGCCGGAAUACGCGUGUAAAGCCUUUGUUUCCACGGCAGCGUGCGUUUCUUGCAGUUUAUUUUUACAUACUC